AUGCCACCUCCAGUCGGCAGAUAUGGGCCAUCUGGUCUAGGUGCUCCUUACAAUAUACAACAAUCUCACAUUCAAUCUCACCCACACGCACAAUCUGCAAACACACUACCUCCCCCUUCGCUUGGUCAUCCUGGCUUUGCGGGCAAUCCAAACACCAACAUUAAUCCCUUUACAUUAUCCGGCGCUGGAAUUGCAAAUGGCAUGUCGGUAGCUGGCUUCCCGGGAGCUGGUGCCGAUGGUGGUGGCACUGGCCUUGCUAGCCAUGCGGCCCAGAUGGGUUUCGCGCGCGGUGCGCAAAUGCAACAAGCACAGCUACACCAGGGUCAUGACGGUCGGUUAGCACUCGAUGCCAAAGGUGGUGCAGUAAAAUCAAGGAUCAGAGAUGUCUGGAAGCACAACCUGGCUCAUGAGAUGGCAGUCCUGCGUCAGCUGGUCGACAAGUACCCUUAUAUCAGCAUGGAUACCGAGUUCCCUGGGAUUGUUGCGCGACCGAUCGGAUCCUUCUCGAACAAAGCGGAUUACCAUUACCAAACCCUGCGGUGCAACGUUGAUCUUCUGAAGAUGAUCCAACUGGGAAUUACCCUGUUCAACGAUGAAGGGGAGGUUCCCCCGGCUUCAAGCUCCGAUUCAAACGGCCAAGCGUACGGCGUGCCUGCUCCUUGCACAUGGCAAUUCAACUUCCGAUUCUCACUCGAGGGUGACAUGUACGCCCAGGAGUCAACAGCUAUGCUCGCCAAGUCAGGGAUCGAUUUUGCCAUGCAUGAGAAGAACGGCAUUGAUCCCUUUGAGUUUGGUGCUCUCUUGAUCAGCUCUGGACUGGUAUUGUUGGAUGACGUUCACUGGGUCUCAUUCCACUCCGGAUACGACUUUGGUUAUUUGAUGAAGAUUAUGCUCUGCUCCCAACUCCCCGAAAACGAGGAGGAGUUCCACAAGCUUCUCACAAUUUUCUUCCCGUCACUCUACGACAUCAAAUACCUCAUGAAGCACGCCGGACGCAACCAAGCCGUCAACGGCUCGCCUCUCACCCCCGCAGCAGCACAAAUCCUCACCAACCUCGGCCAGAAGUCUGGUCUUCAAGACAUCGCCGAUGAACUUGGCGUGAAACGUGUCGGGAUCGCCCACCAGGCUGGAUCGGACUCACUAGUGACAGGUGAGAUCUACUGGAAGACCCGCCAGCUUAUUUUCGGCGGUGAGAUCGACGACAGCAAAUACUCCGGUCAGAUUUGGGGUCUCAAUGGACAAAUGCCCGCGAUGGCCUAUAACAUGGCCCAGCAAACGCCGAACCUCAACGGUGCCAAUCUCUACUCUGGUACCCCCAGCACCCCAAAUACCGGGUCUCACGGAGCUGGCGCCCAAACUCCCCAGCAACACACAUCUGGGUAUAAUUCGUCAACCCCGGGAGCCUAUCAAAUGGGCCGGGCAUAA
Messenger RNA from Penicillium soppii, 1425 nucleotides. RefSeq names its product CCR4-NOT core DEDD family RNase subunit POP2. The record is from RefSeq and is a predicted model, not a curated record. Lineage: Eukaryota; Fungi; Ascomycota; Eurotiomycetes; Eurotiales; Aspergillaceae. Bases 1 to 1425 code for a protein of 474 amino acids. The transcript is spliced from 2 exons. Gene Ontology annotation, molecular function: poly(A)-specific ribonuclease activity; nucleic acid binding. Gene Ontology annotation, cellular component: P-body; CCR4-NOT core complex; CCR4-NOT complex.